UAACAACAAAGGCAGCAGGUUGACUCAGGAGGCUGGAGGAUAUACUAGUGAGAUUCUCACCCGCUCUUUUUCCUAAUUAACACCGUCUUCACUACCUCAUUCACAAUUUCAAAACGUCAGAGUAUUUACACUGGGUGCAGAAUUUUGUUUGAUGGAGGAAAUAACACAAGAGAAUGAGACCCCAGUAGCUGGUCUACUACUUACGUUGGGCACACCAGUGGCAAUUGUUGGAGCUGUUUUAGCCGGAUUCCUCCUGGCAAAACUAAAGCCUCCGGUUCAGAAGCAGCCCAUCGUAGGAGAUACACGAAGUCCAGAUUCAGACAUGGUGCGUGUCCGCAGAUCAACAUCUGAAAAUGAAUGUCCAAUUUGUAUGGAUCAAGCAAAGUUUGCUGUGGAAACAAAUUGUGGCCACAUGUAUUGUGCAAGCUGCAUUGUCCAGAACUGGAAGACUAAUUUUAGCACAUCGCCCAUGCCGUGCCCUUUCUGUCGUCAAGAGGUAACUCUACUAUUGCCAUGUUUUUCUGAAGGUGAAACAAACACAGCGGAACUGUCAGAGGUGGAAGAAAGGGAGCGCAUAAUGGUCGAUGUGAGGCAGUACAAUCGCAUGUACUCUGAGCACCCUAGAUCAUUUUAUGGACAGCUACAGGACCUGCCCACCAUCUUACGCCACAUCUGGGCAGAACUAUUCACCUGGCGUGGUAUUGAAAUGUUGUCAAGAUUCAGAUUUAUUAUUUGUGUUGCCACUGCUAUUAUAUAUGCAAUAACACCCAUUGACCUAAUUCCAGAGGCCUUUUUGGGUCUUCUUGGGCUCAUUGAUGAUGUUGUAGUCAUUGCUUUCUUGUUGAUACAAGUUAGUGUUGUUUACCGUACAGUGGUGGCUAAUAGGGACUGGUAGAACUACCAUCAUUAUAUUAAAGGUAAUUUUAUAUUAUGGCAAGAAUUAAGAAUUCAACAGUACUUUAAGGUAAGAGCAAGAUUUUUUGUAUAUUUUUAAUUUUAAAAUACAGUACUGUGUAUAAAAAUGCUCUUCUUAUAUAAAAUCUUUUAAUGCUGUUGCUGUGUUUAAACUUAAAAUACUAAACUGGAAAAAAUAAAUUAUAAAAUUAAUGUACUGUAGUUUUUUAAUUUAUUAAAAGUGCAGUGAUGUUAAUUCAACUUAUAUGCAAAUCAUGUGGGUUUUUUUGUGCGGUACCAAAUUUUUUUUAGCGUGUGAAAGCUUAAUACUGAACUAACAUCAGAGAGGAACAUAAAUCUGGUGUAUUUCUUAUCUCAAGUUAUAUGAUCUUUAUAACUUACAUAUCUAAUCAAUACUUGGAAUGCCUUAAAAUGAAAUAUCACAGAGUGUGCCUGCUCGUAGAUAGAAAAUACUUUUGAAGUGAAUUGCUUUAAAAAAAUCUUCAUGUGCUGUUAAUUUUCUGCUUGGCAUACCUGUUUAAUAUCACUUGGUCAGAAGUUGAAUAUGCUUAAUAAGUGAACACUAAUAAUUAAAGUUAAAUUUAUGGUAGUCAUUGUUGAAUGAGAGUAUUGGUCAUAAUUCUUUGUGGUGCAGUGUAUAAAAUAAUCUAUAGUUUUUAUUGCUUAUUAUUUAUAAAUACUGUAUGCCAAAAUAAAAUAAAAAAUUAUUAUAUAUACAACUCAAAAUAUUUAUUGCAUAAAUUACCCUUCUGUAAUAAGUAAGGAGGUAUUUUAGACUAGAAAUAUAUUAGAUAAAAGCUGUAUUUUUCUCUGACUUUAUUCAUAAAGACAGUAAAACAAUAGAGUAUUUGCUCUUGUAACUUGUGAUGUGUGUUAUCUUAGGUUGCUCUGAUGCAGACACAAGCAAGAUAACUUUUAUAUGCACUGUGAUGCAAUACAAUACUGAAGACAUUAGCUAGUGCCAAAACAGGUUCUUAUAACUGCUUUGUUGCUACAUUCAAAAUACAAUAUGUAAACUUUUAUUACACAUUGGCCGUUUCCCACCAAGGUAGGGUGGCCUGAAAAAGAAAACUUUCACCAUCAUUCACUCCAUCACUGUCUUGCCAGAGGCGCGCUUACACUACAGUUAUAAAACUGCAACAUUAACACCCCUCCUUCAGAGUGCAAACACUGUACUUCCCAUCUCCCAGACUCAAGUCUGGCCUGCCAGUUUCCCUGAAUCCCUUCAUAAAUGUUACCUUGCUCACACUCCAACAGCAUGUCAAGUCCUAAAAACCAUUUGUCUCAAUUCACUCCUAUCUAACACGCUCACGCAUGCUUGCUGGAAGUCCAAAUGCCUCACACACAAAACCUCCUUUACCCCCUCCCUCCAACCUUUCCUAGACCAACCUCUACCCCACCUUCCCUCCACUAGAGAUUUAUACACUCUUGAAGUCAUUCUAUUUCGUUCCAUGUCCGAACCACCUCAACCUCUCCUCAGCCCUCUGGAUAAUAGUUUUGGUAAUCCCGCAUCUCCUCCUAGUUUCCAAACUACGAAUUCUCUGCUUUAUAUUCACACCACACAUUGCCCUCAGAUACGACAUCUCCAUUACCUCCAGCCUUCUCCUUGUUGCAACAUUCACCAUCCAUGCUUCACACCCAUAUAAGAGCAUUGGUAAAACUAUACUCUCAUACAUUACCCUCUUUGCUUCCAUGGACAAAGUUCUUUGUCUCCACAAACUCCUCAGUGCACCACUCACCUUUUUCCCCUCGUCAAUUCCAUGAUUCACCUCAUCUUUCAUAGACCCAUCUGCUGACACAUCCACUCCUAAAUAUCUGAGUACAUUCACCUCCUCCACUCUCCUUCCAACCUGAUAUCCAAUCUUUCAUUACCUAUUUUUUUUUAUCUUACUCUUUCCUAUAUUCACUUUCAAUUUUCUUCUUUUACAUACCCUACCAAACUCAUCCACCAACCUCUCCAACAUCUCUUCAGAAUCUCCCAAAAGCACAGUGUCAUCAGCAAAGAGCAACUGUGACAACUCCCACUUUGUGUUAGAUUCUCUAUCUUUUAACCCCAAACCUCUUGCCAACACCUGAGCAUUCACUUCUCUUACAACCCCAUCUAUAAAUAUAUUUUACAACCAUGGCGACAUCACACAUCCUUGUCUAAGUCCUACUUUUUCUGGGACAUAAUCUCUCUCUCUCCUACAUACUCUAACCUGAGCCUCACUAUCCUCAUAGAAAACUUUUCACUGCUUUCAAUAUACCUCCUAUUCCAUACAUUUGCAACAUCUGCCACAUUGCCCCCUCUAUCCAUCAUGUCUUUACCAAAUUCAUAAAUGCCACAAAAAACUCUUUACCCUUAUCUAGAUACUGUUCAUCUAUAAGUUUUGUUGUAAACACUUGGUCUACACACCCUCUACCCUUCCUAAAGCCUCCUUGUUCAUCUAUCCUGCUCUUCGUACUCUUAAUUCUUUCAAUAAUAACUCUCCCAUCCACUUUACCAGGUAUACUCAACAGACGACGACUUCUUUCAACAGACCAGCCGUAUCCCACCAAAGCAGGGUGGCCCAAAAAGAAAACCAAAAGUUUCUCUUUUUAACCCUUUCAGGGUCAAGACCCCCAAUCCUGAUCUCGCACUCAGGGUUGAAAAUUUUUCAAAAAAAAAAAUUCUGAAAUGAUAAUCUUUUCCCGAUGGUAUUGACACCAAAAGUAUGAAAUUUGAUGGAAAACUUACGAAAUUACGCUCUCAUGAAGUUAGCGAUAUCAGCGAUAUUUAUGCAUCAGCGAUUUUGCCCACUUUGAGCCCUAUUUUCGGCCAAUUCCAUUUUUCCAGCCAACUAAAAUCAUAGUUAUUUCACUAAAGCUCCAUUUGUUCUAUCGAUUGAGUACAAGAAACCUCCCAUUUACUGAUUUCAACUACCCAAUAAAGUGGUCAGAAAUUGGCAAUUUGGCCACUUUCACACAAAUUUCAAAAGAUGCCAAUAUCAAAAUAGGGUCCAGAAUAAACAAGACAGAUGACAUUCUUGGCACUAAAAUAACAUUUUCCCUGUUCAUCAGUCACAUCUCCAGGCCCCUCUUAUAUUACUCUUGCUUUCCAUUUUUAAUUUUUCUCACAAACCCCUCAAAGGAGGUUCCUUGAUGCUGAAGGGCUCUUGAUCUAGGGAAUUAGAGCUAUGCUCCAGUUCCCUGAAUUGAGCCUGAAUACCUUCCAUCCCUCCACAUGCGCUUUGUAAUCCUACGGGUUUAGUGCUCCCCAUGAUUAUAAUAAUAUUCUCACAAAAAAUAGAAGAUUGUUAUGCAGACUACUGCAUUAUUGUAAAAACGGCAUAAAUUAUAUCAGCGCACUUGUGAAAGAAUAAUAGACUCGCCAGUUGAUGUGAAUUGGACGCGUGAUGUGAUUUGUUUACUCUUGAACAUCUGCAAAAUCGAACAUUUCCGCUAUUUUGAGCUCAAUUUCAAGGUAAUUUUCGUGAAACCAAUCAAAAUCAUCUAUUUCUGUAAUAUAUCUUCCAUUCUACCAAUUAAGACCAAGAAAAAAGAGAAUACAACUAUAAAAACCAUACAAAAAUACACUGCAAAGUCACUGUUUUAAACUAAAAGCACAGUCGGAGUUUUUUUUUUCUCAUGCACUGCAUGCUGUAGGAUUUUUUUUAUACUGUGCACAAUGACCAUGCAGACCCAUUCUUUCAUAUGUAUACCUACCAGCUUUUUUCUGCUCGAUUUGAAGGUGCUAGAAUUUUGGCGUAUAAGUAUGGCACAACCCUAGCUCUCAAGCCGUACAUGUAUGGUACCGACCCUGGCUCUCAAGCCGUACAUGUAUGGUACCAACCCUGAAAGGGUUAAAUAUAAUAAUUUAUACAGGAGAAGGGGUUAUUAGCCCCUUGCUCCAGCAUAUUAGUAGCCUCUUACAACACGCAUGGCUUACAGAGGGGGAAUUCUGUUCCACUCACCCAUGGAGAUAAGAGGAAAUAAACAAGAACGAAAACUAGUAAGAAAAUAGAAGAAAACCCAGAGGGGUUGUGUAUAUAUAUGCUUGUACAAGUGUAGUGUGACCUAAGUGUAGGUAGAAGUAGCAAGACAUACCUGAAAUCUUGUAUGUUUAUGAGACAGAGAAAGGACAUCAGCAAUCCUACCAUCAUGUAAAACAAGUACAGGCUUCUGUUUUACAUUCACUUCGCAGGACGGUAGUACCUCCCUGGGCAGUUACUGUCUACCAACACUCAACAUAGUCCCCUGUAAUUUUUGCAUUCUCUUUUGUCCCCUUUACCUUUAUACAAAUGAACUAUGCAUGCUCUCUGCCAAUCCCUAGGUACCUUACCCUCUUCCAUACAUUUAUUAAAUAAAAGCACCAACCACUCCAAAACUAUAUCCCCACCUGCUUUUAAAAUUUCUUUCUUUAUCCCAUCAAUCCCAGCUGCCUUACCCCCUUUCAUUCUACCCACUGCCUCACAAACUUCCCCCACACUCACAAACGGCUCUUCUUCGUGCCUAAGAGAUGUUAUUCCCCUUGCCCUAUACACAAAAUGACAGCUUCCCUAUCUUCAUCAACAUUCAACAAUUCCUCAAAAUAUUCCCUCCAUCUUCCCAAUACCUCUAACUCUCCAUUUAAUAACUCUCCUCUUCUAUUUUUAAUAAUCAAAUCUAUUUGUUCCCUAGGCUUCCUCAACUUAUUACUCUCACUCCAAAACUUUUUCUUAUUUUCAACAAAAUUUAUUGAUAACAUCUCACCCACUCUCUCAUUUACUCUCUUUUUAAAUUGCUUCACCACUCUCUUAACCUCUCUUUUCCUCUCCAUAUUCUCCUUCCUUCUUGCAUCACUGCUGUAUAGUCCUUGUGGCUUAGCGCUUCUUUUUGAUUAUAAUAAUAAGAAUAAUAAUAAUAAUUCUUGCAUCACUUCUACUUUAUAAAAACCUCUCGUAUGCUAACUUUUUCUCUCUUACAUCUCUUUUUCUCUUUACAUCAUCAAUCCACCAAUUACUCUUCUUCCCUCCUGUAACCACAAACUUCUGCUGAACACUCUAACACUACAUUCUUAAACCUACCCCAUACAUCUUCAACCCCAUUGCCUAUACUCUCACUAGCCUAUCUGUCCUCCAUUACUUGUUUAUGUCUUACCCUAACUGCCUCCUCCUUUAGCUUAUAAACCUUUACCUCUCUUACCUGCUGCUUCCAUUUUCCUUGUAUCCCAUCUAUCUUUUACUCUCACUGUAGCUAUAACUAAAAUGUGAUCUGAUAUAUCUGUGGCCCCUCUGUAAACAUGUACAUCCUGAAGUCUACCCAACUGUCUUUUAUCUCCUUACACAUAGCCCAACAAACUACUGUCAUUACACCCUAUAUCAUAUCUUGUUUACCAGUUUAUCCUCUUUUUCUUAAAAUAUGUAUUACCUAUAACCAAACCGCUUUCUAUGCAAAGUUCAAUCAAAGGCUCCCCAUCAUCAUUUACACCUGGAACCCCAACUUACCACACCCUCUAAACGUUUCUCCUACUUAAGCAUUUAGGUCCCCUACCACAAUUACUUUCUCACUUGGUUCAAAAGUUCCUACACCCUCGCUUAACAUCUCCCAAAAUCUCUCUUUCUCCUAUACACUCCUCCCUUCGUCAGGUGCACACACACUUAUUAUGACCCAUUUUUUGCAUCCACUUCUAUUUGCUAACACUAAUUUUAAAUCUAUAACAUUGGUUUUGGUUAACUGUAUGGUGUAUGUAGAAUAGUUAAAAAAAUAAUUGAGGGAGUAUUAUCUCUAAGAUCUGUACAGAUACAUGUAUAAUUAUCCUGAGUUAAGACAUUAAUGUAUUUGUGGUUGACUAGAAGUUUGUUUGAAACUUAAUGCAUCUUUUGCACUUCACUUAUCCAGGAAUAAGGCAAGACUAAUAGAAGCAAAUGUUAACACCAUAAUAGAACAUUGAAGCUGGAUAUACAGUAAGGUCCCACUUUACGGCAUUCCGCUAAUACGGACAUUUCAAAUUAUGACCAAAACUCGCUAUGCGACUCCCCCCCCACCUGACUUUCUAAUACAGUCACCGUGCCCCAACCGGUUUGUUUACAUUCUUCAUGAACACCACAUCUCUCCAUUAUGUCUGGAAACUUAACAAAAUUUCAAGUGUUUUACAAUUAUUUUAUGUUUUAUAUAUUCUCUGAUAAUUAUCAGAGUAUAUAUAUCAAGCUCUCACUUGCAAACAGCCAGGGAAUUGUUGGUAAUUCCCUUUCAGUGUGGAGAGAGGGUAUUGAAGUCUCAGUCUCAUUGCACUUACUGACUUAACUUUUAGUGUACCCAUUGCACCCCUGCUUUGCAGUGGGGGUAUUUUGCACACACUGCCCAGCAGCUUGUUUUAAUAGGGAAUUAUUUUAGUAGUACGCAGAUUUGGGACCAAUCCCUUCAGAAUUUUCAAGGUGUAAAUUACAAUGUAUCUUUCUCACGUAUAGUCCAAGGAGUAAAGUUCAAGGACUUCAAGGAUUCCCAGUAAUUUAGGUGCUUGACUGACUUUUAUACAUGCAGGGCAGGUUCCCUAAGAUGUCAUUUUUUUAGAAAUGAUUUACUUUUAUUGCUGAGGCCUACACCAGGUUGGAUAUAGAACCUGAAAUUCAUAAUGAAUGUAUGCACAUUAUUUAAUAUAAAAUUUUUGCUUCAUGAAUGAUUUCUGCUCUCAUUAUUUUUUAAAUUGCACUUCUGUACUGUACUUUAAUUAUCUUCAUAGAAAUGAAUGAAUAAAUGAAAUCAGUGUGCGAGCUCAUUCAGGUUACUUCUUUCCUUGCCCAUCAUACAUCACAUCAGAUAUUUUUUCCAUUUAAUUUUUUCUGUUAAAGGAAAUUAUUUUGACCUAGUAUGCCAAAUGCCUGGGACACUGACCUAAUUUGCCCGAAAUGCGGAGCAUAACAAGGGACUUUCUAUAUAGUAGUAUGUCAUUGUUAUCAGCUAGGCCUGUAUACCCUGUACAUGUACUUGUAGUAAAAUAAAGAUAUUAUUAUUAUUAUUAUUAUUAUUAUUAUAAGUAUUUCAGACAUAAUUCUCACAUUAUAACACAAUUUGGGCAUAAUAAUACUGUUUUUUCUUAAUUUGUCAUAUAUUUCUCUUCAUAAACUGACCCAAAGAGGGAAACAUUUACCCUCAUUCAUGCCUUAGCUGCCUUGCGAGAUAUGCAAGGUUACCACAAUUUAAAUAGCCUUCCAGGCUGCAACAUCCCCCACCUUUCCUUCAUAGUGUAGGCAUUGCACUUCCAUCCUUCAGAACUCAAGUCCAGCUAACCAUUUUCACAGUAUCUUUUCGUAAACAUUGUCUUCUUCCCCCUCCAAGAGCAUGUCAAAUCCUAAAACAAACUGGUCUCAUAGAAACUAGUACUCAUACAUAACUCUUCAGGGCAUUCUCCCAAGUACCAGAAGCUAUAUUUCACUAUAAAAUGUAGUGUCUAUAAAGACUAAGUUCUUGAUUUAAAAGAAUUCAGAAAUACAGGAAACAGUGGAUAUAGUCUGUUGGUUAUAGAAUUGUCCAUUGUUGUUACAAUAAUGGCAAAACAAUUUCAUUUCUGUGCACCAUGAUCAAUACUACCAACCACCCAUUCCCCCUCCUCUAUUAGUCCAUUAAAUCAGGGGUUUACUUUACUCGCCUAUAUGUGGUUGUAGGGGUCUAGUCCUAGCUCCUGGCCCACCCUCUCAGUUGCCGCUUACCAGAUUCACCGCCUCCUUGCCUUAUGGGCCUGUUGUACUUACUCUUAAAGCUAUGUAGGAAGCAGAGGCUGACUGGCCAUACAAGCAUUUGGGCAAUGCCUGGUGGACCACUGUGUAGGGUAAAAAAAAAAAAAAAAAAAAAAAAGAAAGAAAAAAAAUGUCAUAAAAAACUAAAGUCACAG
This is a messenger RNA of Cherax quadricarinatus, 8743 nucleotides long. Its product is annotated as E3 ubiquitin-protein ligase RNF170. The record is from RefSeq and is a predicted model, not a curated record. Gene Ontology annotation, molecular function: ubiquitin protein ligase activity. NCBI's taxonomy places the organism in Eukaryota, Metazoa, Arthropoda, Malacostraca, Decapoda, Parastacidae.